Sorex fumeus (smoky shrew) is the source of this 1895-nucleotide messenger RNA. It is a transcript of the gene GLRA3, whose product is annotated as glycine receptor alpha 3. Gene Ontology annotation, biological process: nervous system process; signal transduction; chloride transmembrane transport. Gene Ontology annotation, cellular component: neuron projection; synapse; postsynaptic membrane. Gene Ontology annotation, molecular function: transmitter-gated monoatomic ion channel activity; glycine binding; transmembrane signaling receptor activity. The record is from RefSeq and is a predicted model, not a curated record. NCBI's taxonomy places the organism in Eukaryota, Metazoa, Chordata, Mammalia, Eulipotyphla, Soricidae. Bases 439 to 1827 code for a protein of 462 amino acids. The transcript has 10 exons.
UCGGCUCUUCCCCUAAAGGUGGAGAGUGGGAUUCGGGCUGGACACGCUGGGAGCAGGUGAAGAAGCAUCGGGCUCCCGCUCCGCUUUCUCUUCUGGUGGGUCUGAGUCAAGAGAAAAGGACAAAGAUUGUUGCUCGGCCUCCUGAGCUUCAGAGAACUGUUGCCCCGGACCCAGGCACUUUGUCCUAUCUCAUCUCCCCCCUGGCACAUCUGCAGCCGCGUGCAUCUAUCUGCUGGUGCUCAAGGCUCCGGGAAGGGGUGGACCGGGGACACCUCAGGUGCUGGCGAGCGCCCAGCUGGCGCAGCGAGGGAGCUGUCCUCGGUGCUGAAGCUUUCCGCCAACACAAGGGGAGUUCAGUUGCACGUUUUCGCUUCAGGUUCUCUCCGGCCCAUGCCUUGGAUAAAAUUCAUUGCAGAAUCCUAAAGAUCUCGACGUAUCAUGGCCCAAGUGAGACACAUUCGAACGUUAGUUUCGGGAUUUUACUUCUGGGAAGCGGCACUGUUACUCAGUUUGGUUGCUACAAAAGAAACCGAUAGUGCGAGAUCCCGAAGUGCUCCAAUGUCACCUUCUGACUUCUUGGAUAAGCUGAUGGGAAGGACAUCUGGAUAUGAUGCAAGAAUCAGACCCAAUUUUAAAGGUCCUCCAGUCAAUGUCACAUGCAACAUAUUUAUAAACAGCUUUGGUUCCAUCGCUGAGACAACCAUGGAUUAUAGAGUGAACAUCUUUCUUCGUCAGAAAUGGAAUGACCCUCGUCUGGCCUACAGUGAAUACCCCGAUGACUCUUUAGAUCUGGACCCAUCUAUGUUGGACUCCAUUUGGAAGCCAGACUUGUUCUUUGCCAAUGAAAAGGGAGCCAACUUUCAUGAAGUUACUACAGAUAACAAACUGUUGAGAAUUUUCAAGAAUGGAAAUGUUCUUUAUUCAAUUAGAUUGACAUUAACACUUUCCUGUCCAAUGGAUCUCAAGAAUUUUCCAAUGGAUGUACAAACAUGUAUAAUGCAACUUGAAAGCUUUGGGUAUACAAUGAAUGACCUCAUUUUUGAAUGGCAAGAUGAGGCUCCUGUACAAGUGGCAGAAGGACUUACUCUGCCCCAGUUUCUAUUGAAAGAAGAGAAAGACUUACGAUACUGCACUAAACAUUACAACACAGGAAAGUUUACAUGUAUAGAAGUGCGGUUCCAUCUGGAGCGACAAAUGGGAUACUAUCUGAUUCAGAUGUACAUCCCCAGUCUCCUGAUCGUUAUUCUGUCCUGGGUUUCAUUCUGGAUCAAUAUGGAUGCUGCGCCUGCCAGAGUAGCUUUGGGAAUAACCACUGUACUGACCAUGACCACACAGAGUUCAGGAUCACGAGCUUCCUUACCAAAGGUUUCUUAUGUCAAAGCUAUUGACAUUUGGAUGGCAGUAUGCCUCCUUUUCGUGUUUUCAGCACUUCUGGAAUAUGCAGCUGUCAAUUUUGUUUCAAGACAACAUAAAGAACUUCUGAGAUUUCGACGAAAGAGAAAGAAUAAAACAGAAGCUUUUGCAUUGGAGAAGUUUUACCGUUUCUCAGACACGGAUGAUGAGGUAAGGGAAAGUCGAUUCAGCUUCACAGCUUAUGGAAUGGGACCGUGUCUGCAAGCAAAGGAUGGUGUGACCCCAAAAGGCCCCAACCAUCCUGUCCAGGUAAUGCCAAAAAGCCCAGAGGAAAUGAGAAAAGUUUUUGUCGACCGAGCCAAGAAGAUUGACACCAUUUCUCGAGCCUGUUUCCCGUUAGCUUUUUUGAUUUUUAAUAUUUUCUACUGGGUUAUCUAUAAAAUUCUUAGGCAUGAAGAUAUUCAUCAGCAGUAAGAUUAAGUCUCUGGAAGCAAGCAAAAGUGAAAGGUCAAUUCAGAAGGAUUUUCUUUGCCAUAGGUAUG